CUCCCGCGUCGUGUCCGCGAGUCGGUGACGCAGUCUUCGUAUUCCCCGUUCGUACGGACCCCGUCUCCUCAGCCCGUUCGUUCCCUGUUGUCUGUGCUUUUCUCCUCAUGGCGGGCGCCGUCCCCGACCAGUGACACGCUCACACCCCCCAGCCCCCCCCCCCUUCCUCUCCUCAGCGGCCGCAGAGCGUUGUGGGGGAAUCAUGGCGGCCGGCGGCAGCAGUGGUGGUGGUGGUGGGAGCAGCAAGGCCUCUGCUGGGGCCCUGGAGGCGGCUCUGGACAGGAAGAUGCAGGCGGUCACCAACACCAUGGAGUCCAUCCAGAACCUGUCCGGCUGGUGCAUCGAGAACAAGAAGCACCACGCCACCAUCGUGCACUACUGGAUCAAGUGGUUCCGCAGAUCUGGCUUCUCACACAGGCUGAACCUGUUCUACUUGGCAAAUGAUAUCAUACAGAAUUGCAAAAGGAAAAAUGCAAUAAUAUAUCGUGACACAUUUGCUGAUGUGCUUCCUGAAGCGGCCUCUCUUGUCAGGGAUCCAUCUGUGUCCAAAUCUGUUGAAAGGGUCUUUAAAAUAUGGGAGGACAGGAAUGUUUACCAUGAAGAGACUAUUGCUUCUUUUAAAUCUGCUUUAGGUGGUGGAUGGAAUAAACGAGAAAGAAGCGAAAGAAGCAAAAGCUCCCGUGCUAAACCUGUAGAGAAACCACCAGAAACCGCUCCGGUAAAUCCUAAAGCAGUCUUGAAAUCGAAGAUUGUGGCUGAAUUCAGGCCUCAAAGUCUGAUUGAUGACUUGCUGUCUUACAAGCGUUCAUUAGAUAAUGUUGAGCUCAAGGAAAAACAACUCUCAAAUAUGAGAGUAGAUGUUUGCAGUACAGAAACUCUAAAACGCCUAAAAGAUAAAGCUGGAGGAAAGAAGUUUUCUAAGGAUUUUGAAGAAGCAAGUGCAAAGCUUGAGGAGUUUGUUGGCCUCCUGGACAAGCAGGUUAAAAACGGACCCUCCUUGCCAGAAUCUUUGGAGAAUGCAGGAAUAUUCUAUGAAGCUCAGUACCGCGAAGUCAAGGUGGUAGUGAAUGCGUACAAAACAUUUGCUAAUCGAGUGAAUAAUUUAAAGAAAAAGCUUGAUCAACUAAAGGCAACUCUACCUGAUCCUGAGGAGUCUCCUGUGCAAUCACCAACCUUAGAUGCCCCUUCUCCCACUGGCUCAGAGUCCCCAUUUCAAGGAAUGGGAGACAUGAGCCCAUUGUCACCAGAAACAGAGCCAGUGCCUUCUGAUUCACCUGAACCCCCUAAGGACAAUCGCAUUGUGGAGGACAUGGAAUUGUCUGAUGUGGAUGCAGAUGAAGAAAUGCCACAGAUAAUUGUUGAAGAAAGAAAGGAGUCUUCAGAGUCAGUGGCAUCAACCUUAAAGGACACAGUCGGCUCUCCUGCAACCACACAACAAAGUGAUGACACAGCCACAACUCCUGUUGUAACUUCAUCUCCAUCACCUUCACCCAUCACCAGCAGCGCACCAGCACAAGCCCUCACUCCUACAGUGACAGCUGCAACAUCUGCUCCAGUAACACCAUCUCUUGCUAAAACCGUAACCCCUCCACUUAUUCCCCCAUCAAUUCCCCUCGCAUUGCCAAACUUGGCCAAUGUAGACCUGGGGAAGAUCAGUUCCAUCCUAAGUAGCCUAACCUCUGUCAUGAAAACAGGCGUAAGCCCAGCAGCCAAGCCUUCACCUGGUACCCCUACAACACCAACAUCUAAUCUAGGUGCAGCUGUGAAGCCACCAGUUCAGAGUGCACCAAACCCUUUGGCAAAUAUUCUUUCUAAAGUGGAAAUAACUCCUGAAAGCAUUCUUUCUGCCUUGUCCAAAACACAGGUUCCCUCCGCACCAAGUUUGCAAGGUCUUUCUUCUUUGAUUCAAAGUGUUGCUUUGCACAGUGGGUCGUCAACAAUCAGUACAUCAACAGCACCACUCAAUACAGCUGUCCAAACUGUAAAAGCUAGGAAUACCCCAUCAGUAACCCCCCUUUUUUUGCCCAAAACCUUUGGUUAUUCGCCCACAAAUUCUGAUGUUUCAUCCACAUCUACAUGUAAACCACUUGUCCCACCAAGCUCAGAUGCAAAACAACCACAAUCCAUUGGAUUUCCCUCUCAACCUAAUGUGACAGAUGAGAAGAUGAUUAGCCAACCUCCAGAGAUGCAUAAACCUCCUGAGGAAGUGGAAUCUUCAAGUCUUGAACUUAAGAUCCAUAAUUUUUUGAAAGGAAACCCUGGUUUUAGUGGUCUAGAUUUGAAUAUACCCAUCCUCAGUGGUUUAGGUUCCACCGCUGUUUCAGAGGCCCCUUCAGAGUUUAACAGUACCACACUGGAUAAUGUCGAUGGCACUCCCGUCCGUGAUGAAAGAAGUGGUACUCCUACACAGGAUGAGAUUAUGGACAAGCCAACUUCAAGCAAUGUUGAAAGCGUCUCUUUAUUGUCAAAGAUUAUAAGCCCUGGCUCAUCUACCCCCAGUAGUACGAGGUCUCCUCUCUUGACUAAGGACACUGAGUUUCAGAAACUUCAAUCUUUGCCACCAUAUAGAUCUUAUGGUAUUGGUGAAAAUUCACCAAGUGCUUACAUUCAGGCAUCGGAAGUUAUGGAAAAACCUUCAGUUGAUUCAACAUUAGAAAAGUUUUUUCCAGAUACAUCAUUUCAUGAAGAUGAAGACUAUCGGGACUUUGAAUUUGCUGGGCCAACUUCCUCUUCUGUUGGCAACCUAGAUAAAAGACCGUCAAAAUCUAUUCUAAAAUCAAACAUGCAUUUAGAUUCCAUGGAGUAUCCGCCAAACCAGGGUUUCGGCCAGACCCAAGAUUUUAGACAGUCAUUUACUCACUCUGUGCAACCUCCUUUUAAUACUGGGGAGAAGGGUGGUUCAUUGUCUCCAUCUUCUGAUAUGUAUGGAGGCUAUAAUUUAAGAGGCAGUAAUAUUGAUGCCAGUGCGUCACCAACCCUUCCAAAAGAUGAUCCAUUUUACCCAUCUGAUACUAAUCAUAAUAUACAAACACGGCAUUCAGUUAUGGCAAAGUCGCAGUAUUCUGAAUCUUCGCAUGCUUCUCAGAACAGACAUUCAAAUUUUCACGCCCAAAAUAAUCCUCCUCCUACAAGAACAAUUGGCUCUGAACAAUCAGGCUCAUCUAUCUCAGCAUCCACAACAAUUGAAUUUAAAAAUAUGCUUAAGAAUGCAUCUCGCAGACCCUCGGAAGAAAAGUUUGGACAGACGAGCUUAAAUGAAGAUAUACACAUCUCUAGCCAUAGUCAUACUGGGGUAACAUCUGAAGACUGUUCAGAAGAGCAGUAUCGCAUAGAAACCAGAGUUUCAUCGUCAAGUACGGAUUUACCAGAUAGUACUGAAGAAAAAGGAGCACCCAUUGAAACCUUGGGGUAUCACAAUAUGGGAAACAUGAGAUACUCGGGAGAGCCUAUUAAAACUGUAGAAUCUAUGAGGGUUGGCAUGAAAACUGGCAGACCACAUGGGAUUGAUGGGAGCAGAAGUGGUUGGUUUGAGAUGGGUAGUACGGGGAGCUCAUUUGAUGAGGGUCCUUCAAGUGCAGAUGAGCAGCCCUCUGUAGGUGGCAACACUGGUGGUGUUGGGUAUAAAACACAGUAUGAUGAGCACUUAACACGGUUUCAAGACUCUGUCAAUGACUUUAGAGCAAAAAAUAUUCCGCCUUUUGAACAUCUCUUGCCGCCUCCACCACCACCAUCCAUGGUCUCUCCACUGGAUCGAGGUGGGCCAUUUCAAAUGGAACAGGCAAUGCCCCCUAGUGGGCCACCGCCUGGUUUACCACCUGAUCAUGGAAGUAUAUUUCCUAGAGACAUUUCUGUCUCUUCGCAUAUACAAUCUGUGGAACCACCAAAAUCAUUGCCUCAUGUUGCUCACCCUCCCAAUUCAGAACAUGGCCGAAAUCCUUUUCCUAUUCAUCACUCAACAAAACAUGGUGGCAUUCCAUUUUCACCACCUCCUCGUAUGGAUAUGCGACAUCCAUUUUCACAGGACCAUAGUGCAGCCCAUCAAGGGACAAUGGAGCCUUUCCCCAUGCAUCCAAUGUCUGCACGAGAUCACGAACACCUAUCUCGUGAAAAUAGUCAACACAACCAACCUCUUGGCAGGGUUAAUGAACCAAUGGGUCCUAUUUCCAGAGACCUCCAUGGAGGUUUUAGUGGACCUUCACAUCAUGUUGGCUCGCAUCAUAUGAACACUGGUGGCAUGCGAGCACAGCGACCCCAGUUCAGACCUAGAGAACCUUACCACAAUUUAAAACGACCACGGCCACCUUUUGGAAGGGGCUCACGUUUUUUUUCCCCAAAACGUCCUUAUUAUCAACCAAGAUACUAAUACAGCACUCGUGAGAAAAUUUUCAAGUUGAGGCACUAUUAUUAUUAUUUUUUAUUUUUUUUUGUGGUCCAUUUAAGCCUACAUUUGGUUUGGAGGUUCUAAGAUAUCUGUGCUAAAAGCUGAAAGUGUUUGGUUACCAACAUGAUGAGAAUAAAAAAAAAAUAUAUAUAUAUAUAUAUAUAUAUAUAUAUAUAUAUAUAUAUAUAUAACACAUGAAAAUAUUACACAGGAGACUUUUUUUGUAUUUUUUUUUCCCCUUUUUUUUAAAAAAAUUGGCACAGUGUCAAAGUUAUGAAAGGGCUACCUGGAUCCCUCCAUUCGGUGGCAAUACUGUUAUCGUUCAGAGAAGCCCAGUACCAAACAUUUCCGAAUAAAUUCCACCUGAACCAAUCAGUGAAGUCCAAAACCGUCGUCCUGUUCUUUUCAGUGAAGCCAAUCCAGAUCAGCCCAUUGCUUUCAAAAUCCCAGAUAGGUGAGUCACAAGGGAAAUGUAUUUAAGGAGAUCAGUGUUUUUCAGGCUAAAUAUUGGAAUUUAUGUAUUGUUAACUUUUCUUUUUUUUACCUACUCCCUCCGAUUAUCCUCACACCCUACAGUUGAAAGAAACGCAACUUCAAAAUCAGUUAAGCUACAUUCUAGCAUGACGCGUUUCAGAACUCAAUCCGGCUAUGAUGAAUUGCAGCCUGAUGUUCUUGCAGUAUGAGGAGGAGAGUAUGAACACUUGGUGGCUUUAGUAAUACUCCCAAGUUGUACAUGGAUCUGCAUAGUUGUACACGACACACAGUUAAGAGUAGCCAGCUCAUUAGAAAGUGUCGGAUUAUAUGCCCAGUGUUUGUACUAAAUAUAUAGACGUUUUGAAGCUGUAUAAUGGAGACCAAUCUGAUGGUCAUUAUUUUAGUGUGUACAAUAGGCAAUGGUGGGCAAAACUAGGAUGUCUUCUUGGGUGAUUAUAUCUCUGUUCUUUCCACAAACAGAGAUAUAAUUUGUCUUCUGUAUGUACAUAAUGUACAUUUCCUUCACACUAUAUUAAGGUUUUUUUUACUCAUUGUGUGUCAUCUACCAUCUUAGGCCUCAUGCACGUAACCAUAUUAUGGCUCCUUACAACCAGAGUUCUAUGGCGUCAUAUUAUGGCGCACUCACUUUACUGUAGCAUACCCCAAUUCAAUACAGAGCUUUUUCUGUCUCUUAAUUUUUUUUUUUUUACAUGCUCUAUUAGAUGCUUUUAUGUACAGAAACCAUACUGACUGAGCAUGGUACCGCAUCACUGCUAUGUGCACGAGGCAGUAUCAUGGUAAAUUUGUAUAUUUCAAAUGCAUAGAUCUUACCUUGAGGAUAUUGAUGUCAUCCUGAUAACUCGGCCAUAUGCGUAGAGCUUCCUUCUGUGUCCCUACAAACAUUGGAACAUUAAAUACACAGGUCGCAAAUGUUUUUAAAUAAAGUUCAAGUGACGACCACUACUUGGUGGCAGGUUUACAGUGCGUGGCUUCUAUUAUAUUUCAGUAAUCCUUACAGCUGUGAUCUAACAAAAUCCAGAAAUCUUUGCUUUUGUACGUGCAAACUAAAAAAACAAAAAAAACAAAAAAUGGGGUCCUUUUUAGUGAAGGAUAAACCAUUAAAUAAAUAAGCCUUUCUUCAACUAAACAUUUUAGAAGUCUGUACAAAUUGUUUUAAUGACCUUGUUUGCUUGUAUGUUAGUAAACAUUAAAGUGUUCAAUUCUU
Molecule: messenger RNA, 6080 nt
Organism: Hyla sarda
Lineage: Eukaryota; Metazoa; Chordata; Amphibia; Anura; Hylidae
Gene: RPRD2
Product: regulation of nuclear pre-mRNA domain containing 2
Exons: 11
Coding region: 203-4363 (1386 amino acids)
Biological process (GO): mRNA 3'-end processing
Cellular component (GO): RNA polymerase II, holoenzyme
Molecular function (GO): RNA polymerase II C-terminal domain binding
Source: RefSeq, a predicted model, not a curated record